Molecule: messenger RNA, 3065 nt
Organism: Condylura cristata (star-nosed mole)
Lineage: Eukaryota; Metazoa; Chordata; Mammalia; Eulipotyphla; Talpidae
Gene: OTUD6B
Product: OTU domain containing 6B
Exons: 7
Coding region: 66-947 (293 amino acids)
Biological process (GO): protein deubiquitination
Molecular function (GO): cysteine-type deubiquitinase activity
Source: RefSeq, a predicted model, not a curated record
AAGGUGCUUGCUUGCCGGUGGUGCAGGUUUCUCCUAGCGCGUGUGCUUUGAGCUACCUGGUCGUCAUGGAGGCUGUCUUGACUGAGGAGCUUGAUGACGAAGAGCAGCUCAUAAGACGGCAUCGUAAAGAGAAGAAGGAGUUGCAAGCCAAAAUUCAGGGUAUGAAAAAUGCUGUUCCCAAGAAUGAUAAAAAGAGGAGGAAGCAACUCACUGAAGAUGUUGCAAAGUUGGAAGCUGAAAUGGAACAGAAACAUAGAGAAGAACUAGAGCAAUUUAAAUUAGCAUCUAAGGAGAAUAAGAUAGAUUGUGUUGGUGUUGACUUUUCAAAUUUGGUUCUUGAGACUCAUGUGCCUCGGAUAUCUAAAGCACAGAAGAGACGGGAAAAGAAAGCUGCAUUAGAAAAGGAACGGGAAGAAAGGAUAGCUGAAGCUGAAAUUGAGAACUUAUCUGGAGCUAGACAUGUGGAAAGUGAAAAGCUUUCUCGAAUACUGGCAGCGAGACAGUUGGAAAUUAAACAGAUCCAAUCUGAUGGCCACUGUAUGUACAGAGCCAUUGAAGACCAGCUACAAGGACAGGAAAGCCCUCUGACUGUCGCUGCCUUGAGGAGCCAGGCUGCUGAAUACAUGCAGAGUCAUGUGCAAGACUUUCUGCCAUUUUUAACAAACCCUAAUACAGGAGAUAUGUACACUCCAGAGGAGUUUGGAAAGUAUUGUGAAGAUAUUGUAAACACAGCUGCAUGGGGAGGUCAGCUUGAGCUGAGAGCUCUGUCUCACAUUUUACAAACACCUAUAGAGAUAAUACAAGCAGAGUCUCCUCCUAUAGUAGUUGGUGAAGAAUAUCCCAAAAAACCAUUAAUUCUUGUAUAUAUGAGACAUGCAUAUGGCCUAGGAGAACAUUACAAUUCUGUCACACAGUUGGUGAACACAGCUACAGAAAACUGCAGCUAGUUUAUGAACUGUUGUCCAAUUAUGUUUUAGUACAGUGUGCCGAUCUGAGUAUUCAUACCAAGUGUUAGAUUGUUCUAGCAUCACUGAAAAACACAACUACCUUAAAUCAGUUUUAUGAAAGCUUACUAAUAGUUUUUUUUUAAAAAAAUGAGUCAGAUAAACCUUAACCGUAUCCUGUUAUUUUAAAAAUACUUUUAAGUUCACUGUGGAGAACAUCACACAUAGACCAGAAUGGUAUAUACCCUAUUCACUGAUGUUUUUGUUAAUAUGGCAUCGUGAACAUUCUGUUCUGUUUUAAAAUAGAUUUUGAGUGUUUUUCUCCCCAUUACAAAAAGCUUUCAAUAAUGAUUUCAAUAUAAUUUUUCGUGAAGAAAUGAAAUGACUCAGUCACUGUUACUAUACAGUGUGGUGAUGGUAAUGGCAAUGGCCGAUUUAACUAAUGCUUACUAAUGAACUUGAUUAUAGUUAUCUUGGUAUUGAGGUUAUGGGGAUUAGUGCUCUGAAAUUUACUAAUAGAACUCCAUUGAAGUUUGCUUUAAUAAUUAAGAAUUUUAAAAUAUUUACUCAAGUUGUUAAGUUUUAAGAAAUGAGACAGAUGCAAAGAUAAAUAGGCAUUCUCUAUCAGAUUUAAAAAUAUAAGGAAUUAAAACUUAAUGUAAUUUUAAAAACCCAACAGAUUAUAGUUUUACCAAUUCAUUUGUUAUUCCUUGCUGUUUCUUAAACUUCUGACUAGAAUUAAUAACAUCAUUUCAGACUAAAACUAUAAAUGUUUAUGUUCUUUGUAUUUUCUCUGUCGCUCCUCAGCUGUUUUGCUUUUCUUGCAGCUUUUUCCACUAAGUGUCCGUUUGUGGCCUGUCUUCUUUAACUGUUAUAAGUUGAAGGAAUAGUAACGUAAAAUGGUUCAAGGCCAAAUUUAUUUCAUAUUCUCCCUCUUUUUCAGUUUGUCUUAGAUGUCUCACAUUUUGCUUCAUUCUUUAAUAUUAAAAUACCUUUGUUACUUGUUGCUGUUAUCCUCAUUAAUGUCAUCUUUCCUUUAACUUAGAUAUUUGAGAAUUUUUAUGUUACAUAAAAUAUGAAUAAAGUUAAAAACCACUGUUUGGGAACCAAGACUGUAUAGUAACAUCAGUUUACAAAGCUUUUCAAACUGAUUUAUUCUGCUCGUAUUUCAGGUUACUCCUAACCAUGCUUGUGCAUACAGUCAUGUUUUGUAAGGAAGUAUUAUGAAAAUGUGAUUUGAACUCUUUUGCCCAAUGAGAAACCACUAGUAACAAUUAAUAUCAAGUUUGUAAUACUUAAGUUUUUGCUUCAGGGAUGCAUCUAUGUUUUGUAACUAAUUAUUAGGUUUGUAAUAUUAAAAAUGAUGUCAGCCAUCAAGUGACAGUGUGGAAAGCAGAUAGGAACUCUGGUCACCUACAGGAAACAAGUAAGGUGUAAAGGUUUUCCAAUUCAAAAAUGUAAAUUCUGCCUGCCCAACAAUAUAUUCUGAAGCCUGUCUGUUUUGUAAUUCUUGAUUUGAAUUUUUUGGGAAUCCUGAAAUUUAUUUAAGAAUGAGGUUAUAAAAAACUUAACACUUUGGUUUUACUUUGAGGUAAUGUAACUUUUAAGUUAAAAGAUAAACAUUAAGUAAAAAAACAGGAUAAUCAUGAAAAUUUCAUCUAUUAGAGUAUUCUAAAAUAACUUAUUGGUAGCUGUUUCUUCCAAACAAGAUGAGUGAAAUUUUCUUGAUUAUAAAUUUAUUAUUAUUUUUUAUUUUUAAAUGGACAAUAUGAUUUUGAAGAUUUAUAAUCAAUCUGCUUUCAUAAAAUUUCAGCUAAAAAUAAUUUUGACUGUAACCUAAUAUUGGAAUCUUUACAAGAUGAUGGUGAUUUUAAAGUAGGAUAUACUAACUUAGUUUGCUUUAUGAUGAUGGUUUAAUGGAGGUUUCAUAACCUUUCUUUUGUCUUAACUCAGAAAAAUAUAUGUCAGAGUUCUGGAAUAUGUUUUAGCCAAGAAUUUUAUUCACUUAAAUAUGUUUACAACUUGUAGAAAGCAAAAAAGAAUGUGUGACUAUAGUGAGCAAUAUAGUUUUGCUUACAUUACUUGAUGUUUGCCAAAAGGAAAAUAAAGAUGAAUUAAUUA